This is a messenger RNA of Rodentolepis nana, 258 nucleotides long. The record is from the annotation of a GenBank genome assembly. Lineage: Eukaryota; Metazoa; Platyhelminthes; Cestoda; Cyclophyllidea; Hymenolepididae.
AUUCAAACGAGAAAGGAGACAGAGCUUUAUAAGAAGGCAGAACUUGAGGCUAUUGAACGUUUACGUUUGGAGGAAUUACGUCGUACUUUCGAUCGACAAAGACGACUUGAUACUCGACGGCUUGAGGAACAAGCUAAGGCUCGACUUCGCGAGAUGAAAAUUCACCAGAAAGAAGUUUCAGAAGAGGCGACUAGACACGCGGAAGCCACAGAAACUCAUCUAGAAGCUAUUCGUGCAAAAUACGUCGAUGAGAAUUAG